Messenger RNA from Mycena citricolor, 719 nucleotides. The record is from the annotation of a GenBank genome assembly. NCBI's taxonomy places the organism in Eukaryota, Fungi, Basidiomycota, Agaricomycetes, Agaricales, Mycenaceae.
GGCGCGCCCACUAUCCGUCGUCUCAGCAGUCAUGCACUUUCCCCUCAGUGUCGUCUUUGCUGUCUCUGCGGCCUUGGUGUCCAGUGUAUCAGGAGCUGCGGCCCCGCCUCCCGACAACAUCGUCUAUGUCACCGACCUGAACAAGUUCUGCUUGAUGAUGCCCCGGGACCCGCACACCAACAUCGGGGACAGCGAGCAUCCAGGCGGGAUGAAGACCUACUGCUCGCCUGCCGGACGGUAUUCGUCCAUCCAGGGCCAGCUUCCGGGCGCGUUCUGGAGCAACGUCGAGCUGAAGAACGGAAACGGCGUCCACGGCGGGAAGUAUGUCCAAAUGACAGGGUGCAUCCGCCCUGAACUUCUCAGCCGAUUGAACCCGGGCGAUUCCGGAGGACAGUACGACUCCAGUGGCGGCGCUGGCGGGCGCGGCAAUCCGCAAGACUCGGUUUGCUUGGGCUACAAUCAUUACGUUGAGCUCGUCGAACCUGCCGGCCCACGUGCUUGCAUCCGGUGCUGCAACGAUGCUGCAGACUGCCCAACAAACAAAGACACUCAAGGUUGUCCUAACGUCAUCCCCGGCAACUACUUCAACUGCGGUUAAGUUGGCCAUCUUAUAUGAAUGAACGAACACUGUACAUAGUGUCACGGACAUCUACUCUCAAUGAACUGUUAACGUUUACUGUGUUGGACAAUAAUAGUAUCUGGCAUUCAUGACACUCGAC